Aspergillus ruber CBS 135680 is the source of this 342-nucleotide messenger RNA. RefSeq lists its product as uncharacterized. The transcript is spliced from 2 exons. NCBI's taxonomy places the organism in Eukaryota, Fungi, Ascomycota, Eurotiomycetes, Eurotiales, Aspergillaceae. The record is from RefSeq and is a predicted model, not a curated record. Bases 1 to 342 code for a protein of 113 amino acids.
AUGGACCCUGUUAGGUACUUUUCUCUUCUGAUUUUCAUCCUCACACGAUUUCACGUUUACGACCGUCUCCAGAAAAUACACACCCACAUAAGCAGUAUGAAGUUCUCCAGCAUCACCUUCCUCCUAACAAUCGCGACUGCUGCCAUUGCCGCUCCUCUUGAAGCAAACCACGACAGCAAUUCCGUCAACCUCGCCAGCGACAGCUCGAACAGAAAUACCGCCGAAGAAGCCGCUCCCAUGGCUAAAAGAGAAGGAGGCGAGGAUAAAGGGGUUCAUGGUGUUCUGUCGUUUGUUCCCACCCUUCUUAAGGGGAUCAAAUUCAACGAACCUGCUCAUAGCUAG